AAAAAUUAACAAUAAUCGAGAUAUACGAUUUGAUAAAAAUUGGAGAAGAACGAAGGUUCGUUCCCAUGGAUCGAUAAAAUUCGAUUGUCUUGGUCGAGGUUUGCGCGCGAGGGGGAUGCUAAACAGCGCGGUUUGUUGCGCAUCGACGCCUCGUCUUCGGUUGGAAACGUUUUCACUCAUUCUCGAACGUUCCGAGUUCAUAUAUAAACUCCAAAGAAAUUUGAAUAACAAUGAAGAAAAGGACAUUUUUUUAAAACGCUCGCGCGAAAUCGUGGAACGAACGCUCCUAGUUGUACAGUGUUCAAGGUGAAAGCAUUUCAGAGUGCGAGAGAGAAAGAAAGAGCGAGAGCGAGAGCGAGCGAGAGAGAGAGAGAUAGAUUGAUAGAUAGAGAAAGAGGGAGAUAGAUAGAAAGAGAAAGAGAGAGAGAUAGAGAGAGAGAGAGAAAAAGUUGAAAAAAGAUGUCGAGCGAGGAAGAAACGAAGGAAAUCAGGGAGACGACGACGAAAGAAGGAAAGGAGACUGCCGAAGAGGAUCUGCAGAUAUUCGAAACGCUUUGUAUAUCGUCGCCCGGAAAGGAAGAGGCGAUGACCCACGACUUAAUUACCACGUUGAGGAGCGAGAUAGCAGCCCUCGAAUAUAAACGGGACAGGCUGAUGUCCGAGCUCCAAGAGACUAAGAAUAUCGCGAGAUCCCGGGAUCAACGAGUCGUGGAACUGCAACUGGAGGCUGAUCAACUUCGAGAACAAGCGGCCAGGCAGAAUUCCAUCGUUUCGAGUUUAAAGAAACGAAUACAGGAAUCAGAGGAGCGGGAGAGGAAUCUUUACGCCGCCCAAGGGAGGAGCGAGAUCGCGUUGCAAAGCUUGGAACGAGACUCGAGGUAUCACGAGGAAAAGGUUCGUGAAUGCGAGAAGAGGAUACGCCAAUUGGAGCGGGAGGCGUCGGACGAGAGGGAAUCGAAGGAGCGCGCCCGUUCCAGUUUUCAGGAGUUCGCCGGAAAAUUGGCGGGCGCGUUGACCGUGGAGUAUCGGGAAUCCGUCCAUCCAAGCCCCGAGUUGGUGAGCCAAAAGGUGGAGGAGUUGGUGCAGGAGGCGAGCCGCCUUCGGUCGAGGAACACGGGCGUUGAGGCGCAGAUGGCCGCUCUGGAGGUGGAGUUCAGGGGCUGCAGGGACGCCUUGGACCGCGCAGUGGCCGAGAAGGAGCAGCUACAGCGCCAGGCGUCCUCCCAAUCCGUCGAUUUGGAUCGUCUCAAACAGGACAAGGAGUGCCUCGAGAUGCGGUACAGGGCCGCUGAGAGGGAGUUGAACGAGUUGAGGGACAAGCUGAUCAGCGCGAACAGGAGCAUAAGCACGGCGAGCGGGAAUAUAUCGAGCCAGGAGGCGUUGAUCGGCCAGUUACGAGAAGAUUUGACGCAGCGAGAAGAAAAGUGUCAGCGGUUGCAGACCGAGUUUCGACACUUUUUGGAAUCGUUGGCGAUGGUGGUCAGCGGGCCGAACAGAUUCAUCGAGUCGCAGGAAAACGCCAUUAAGGAUCGCGUGAGGGAGAUCCUGGCCGAGAACAAAGAUCAGGCCCUUACCAUUCAAAACCUUCGCGACAAGGUGAACGCAGCUACGGAAUCGACGACUCGACAGAGCGAAUUGAUCGAGGCGACGGUGGCCAAGAUGCGAAACAUGGAUACCGAACGAUCUGAAUUGGAGGGGAAGGUUCGAAAGAUGGAGGCCCAGUUGACCGAUUGCGAGCUGGCCAAGGAACGUUCUCGAAGGGACAAGCAAACGUUCGUGACGUUCUUGGACCGGUUGGGUAAAGCGAUGCAAAUGGACGAGAUCACCGAGGAAAUGGGUAUCGAUCUUCAAACGGAGUCUCUCUUGGUACGGGCCGAGCAAUUGGCCAGAUUGGAGAGCGACAAGUUGGUGGACAAGACGUCGGUGGUCUAUCAACUGCAGCGCCGCGUGAGGACGCUACGAGAACAAUUGCAGCGCAGAGAUCUUCACUUGGAUCUUCUUCGUAGAAAAUUAUCGCUUCAAGAAGAGAGCGUCAAGAUGAAAUCGUUGCUCCAAAAUGAAAGGGACGAAGCUUGCCUCAGGGCGAAGAAGUUGUCGAAGCAAACGGAUCGUUUGCAGGCGCAAAUUUUGGAGGAAAGAUCGAGAAAUCGAGAAUUAAGCGCGCAAUUGACGGAGGCCGCGGAUUACAAGAUAGCCGCCUUGGAGCGGAGUCGAAAGAUCGACGAGCUUCAGAAACGAUUGGUGGAGAGCGAGAUGCUGAGGACACGAUACUCGAGAAAAUUGAGCAUGUUGAAGGAACAAAUGAGAAGCGCAACCGAGACCGCCGAACAAGAGAGAUCCAUCAGCGAUCACUCGUUGCAAUUGCUGAGGGACGAGUUGGCGCAGGUUAAGCAAAAUCUUUCCGAAGUUACGAAAAGGGAAUCCCAAUUGCAAAGCUUCCGAGUAUCCGUGACGAAAUUAUUGUCGGAACCGAUCUGCACGCCCGAUUAUGAGAUAAUCUCGCGAUUGCAGAAAAUGGUAGCGGCCCAUCGCGACUUCACCAUGAUUUCGCGUAGAUACGAGGAACCGUUGGAGACCAGCCCGUCCAGAUGUACCAGCAUACACGCGAUGCAUCCUCCCAGAUCGCCAGGAUGCGCGCGAUACGAGGACAACGGGUUCGCAGAUCCCCCGGAUCUUCGAGACAUCGAAGACGAGUUCAACAAACGGCCGGUACGAAGCAGCCUUCUCCCGUGACGUCGGCCUAUAUUUCGAUGCUAAACCCCUCUCCACUCCUAAAUCGAUAUCUCCGUCCGAGUCUAUUGUUUAAAAGUUUUUUUUUUUUUUUUUUUUCUUUAUCGAACGUACGAACGACCGUUUCAUUUCUCACACGGCGAUCAUAGUAAGUCAUUGUUGAACGCGCGAUUCGACCGUGUGCGCAUGUGCGUAACACGGAGUUGGCGUGCAUAGCGUGUAUUGUAGAGUGGAACAACCGCAUUCCAGGAUGGUAUAGACGGUAGAGAGCGAGAACUGAAGUUGCGCAGCCUGUGCUGCGCAAUGCAACGCGAGGCCGAGACGGGACGAAGAGAACUAGUUUGCCUAGUUGCGCGAAUCCUAUGAGGAAACUCUAUAUAUCUUUCUUACAUCGGUCGAAAAAUUUAUUCCACAUUCUCGAAACUUUUUCGAGAGUAUAUCUUUUUACCAUUCGACGAAAAUAGGUUUCAAGGAAAAGGGUGAACGUAUUGGGAUAUAAUUUAUGAGGGAUGUAUCUUUAUAGAAAUAGGUUAGGAAAGGGCAUCGUUCAAAGUUUCGGAAUUUUAUUAGGGAGAUGGGGGUGCGUGAUUUUGCGGAACGCGUUUCUUGCCUGGAAGAGAAAUAAGUGUGCGUGUAUACGUAUACGUGUACGACCACGAGUUGAUACGACUGGUUAGCCGUGAACUUGGCCAAGAGUGAACUACCUCUUCCUCUGCAGAAUCGUGAAUGCAAAGUCGCGCUAGCUUUGGCCUCCUUCUUAUUUCUCGUCUGUACGAACGCGUGCGCUGCAGUUAUUUUGA
This is a messenger RNA of Apis dorsata (giant honeybee), 3530 nucleotides long. RefSeq names its product coiled-coil domain-containing protein 170. The transcript has 14 exons. The record is from RefSeq and is a predicted model, not a curated record. Bases 460 to 2733 code for a protein of 757 amino acids. NCBI's taxonomy places the organism in Eukaryota, Metazoa, Arthropoda, Insecta, Hymenoptera, Apidae.